AUGGGUUCAUCCUACUUUGCUUUCGCGGCCAUCUUCUCCACAUCGCUCAGACUUUCAGUCACGGGGCCCAUAAGCAAUGAUGUAUUUGGAAUCGACUGUGGCCGGCGUCAGCAACAAGAUAUUGUAUCCGAACGAAUCGUUAACGGCACACCAGCACAUCCACACCACUGGCCGUGGAUGGUGGGGCUGUAUACUGCUGAUGGCAAAUUCUAUUGCGGCGGCGUUUUAAUAAGUAACCAGUAUGUCUUGACCGCUGCUCAUUGUUAUAAAGACAAGGACACUGCGGGCUUUCUUUCAGUUGGUCUGGGAACUACGAACCGAACCAAGUUUACAGUAGAUUGUCAACGAAAUGCAGACAAAAGUCUGAAUCAAGAAAGAAGUGACACAGCAGCCAUGUCUGAGGAUUCGGAAGACAAGGUCAUUUGCGUGGAGGUUGAUGACGUCUGCAUCCCCGUCCAGGACAACUGUACGGAUUUUAUGAGAGACCUUGCACUAUUGAAAUUAAAAAGACCUGUCAAAUUUACAAAACACAUUCAGCCAAUCUGCCUUCCUCCAAACUGCGAAGAACCGCCUUCAGAUGCUGGCCUCUAUGUCGCGGGCUGGGGUAGAACCUAUGAUUACUAUACCUUUUCCGACGAGACUACAGAUGGAAUAACAGACAAAACGGAUGAAUACUCAUACGAAGCUGAGAGUCCAACAGAAGAAGUUACGGACGAAACCUCAGCGUCGAAAGCAGGGAGCGCUUUCAUGUUUUAUGACCCAGUGAUGUUAAUGGAAAGAGAUAUAGCCAUUAUUACCAAUGAGGAAUGCACACGUCAGCUUGCAAGAAGUGUUCCAAAUUACACCCUUUGCUCCGCUUCUGGAAUAUGUUAUGGAGACAGCGGGGGACCUAUGAUGUACCAGAAAGAAGGACGGUGGUAUCUUGCUGCUAUUCAUUCCGCUCUACGCGGUAAUUGUUAUCAUCCUGUUCAGCCCGGGAUACAUGUUAGGGUAUCACACUUUGUCGACAGAUUUAUUUUGAAGAUUAUUAAAGACCAUGAGGGGUCUCAAAAAGGAGGGACAAAUGGCUUGUGUGCCAGCGAUGAGGCGCGUAAGAAAUGCGUAAGGGAGUUUUUUAACUCUUACAACAGAUCAAUUGAUGAUGAAAUCAGUGAAUAA
This is a messenger RNA of Ixodes scapularis (black-legged tick), 1158 nucleotides long. RefSeq names its product chymotrypsinogen 2-like. Gene Ontology annotation, biological process: proteolysis. NCBI's taxonomy places the organism in Eukaryota, Metazoa, Arthropoda, Arachnida, Ixodida, Ixodidae. The transcript has 6 exons. Bases 1 to 1158 code for a protein of 385 amino acids. The record is from RefSeq and is a predicted model, not a curated record. Gene Ontology annotation, molecular function: serine-type endopeptidase activity.